CAAGCGGAGGAGACCAGGCAUCAUAAAAACACAGCCGUUAGCUGUUAGUUCUCCACUCUGCCAAGUCAGUCAAGAUGGAGAAGAAGAAAAAGGUGGAUUGGUCCGCUCUUCCAAAGGAGCUAUGGCUGACGAUCGGAAAUUGCCUAGACAGUCGCAUCGACGUUCUCCGAUUUCGCAGCGUCUGUACGUUAUGGCGUUCCUCUGUCCCCCCUUUCAAGCAAACCACUGUUCCUCCUCUGCCCCACAAAUUCUCCUCAGACGCCGUGGCUGCCGGAGCUGAAUUCCAAGCCUUGCUCUUCCAAACCACAGUCUACAGUAUGCAGCUACUCAUUGAUGGAGAACCCAAUUCAUCAAAUUCAAAACCAUGGUUGCUGAAGCUCGAAGAGUCCAAUUCUGGUGAGUCGCGUUUACUUCACCCGAUCACAAAUUCGCCUCUCAGGUACUCCCCUGAAGCUAAGAACUUUAACUUAUUGGACUUUGGCGUUGUUGAAUUGCGCAAAUCGUAUAGUCUCAAGUAUCGACAAAACAAUGUCAUUAUUGCUUGUGUGAACAAAGUGGUGGUCAUGGGUCAAACCCAUUUGGAUAAUUGUGGUAUAUUCAAGAUAUUUGAUGGAGGCAAGUUGGGUUAUCUGAGAAUUGGAGAUGAGAAAUGGACCCAUUUUGAUGAACGAAACUCUCACUAUGAUGAUAUUAUUGUUUAUAAGGGCCAAUGCUAUGUUGUUGAUAGAUUGGGAACAAUUUUUUGGGUGAGUUCAGAGUUAAAAGUGGUUCCUUUUUCGCCUCCCUUAUGUGGGUUUGGUGGGCAGAAGCAUUUGGUUGAGUCUUGUGGUGAUCUUUAUGUGGUUGAUCGUUGCCUUGAUAGGGAGAGAUCCGAGAGGUACCAUCUUGAGGAUAAUAAUGUAAUAUUUGGUCUUCAUAAUCCUGUUCAUCCUAAUCCUUUCUUUGCCAAUGCUGCGGUCCCUGAGGCUAUUGAUUUUAAAGUUUAUAAGCUGGAUCAAGAAUGGGCUAGAUGGGUUGAUGUGAAGAACUUGGGAGAUCAAGUUUUUAUUUUGAGCAAUGAUGGGUCUUUCUCUGUCUCCACCAGAGGCUUAGCUAGAGUGAAGGGAAAUUGCAUUUUGUUCACCGACCACAGGCAUGCUCAUUUACCAGGAGUUGCGGGAUCAGGAGCAAGAAAAUCUCACAGUUGUGUGUUUGACUUAGAGGAUGGCAGCAUCAAGAAUGUAGCGGCUUUUCGUGCCUGGUUUAUGCUAUGGCCACCCUCAAGUUGGCUCAGCCCCGAUUAAUGUCCCCAUCUGCAUGCUGAUUGCUGAGUGAAAUUUGCUUACUGCUAAUGAAGACCCCUUUUUCUGCAUCUCUCGGAGGUGGUGGAAAAUCCAAUUUCUCAUGAAGAGUGAUCUGUAAAAUUAUCUGCAGUAAAAGUAUUGUAAAAAUUUAUCAGUCUAGUUUAUCCAAAUGUUUAAUAUUGUAGUCUGUUAAUGUUAUUCUGGAUGUAUACAUACCGAUUAUGAGUUAAACUGUCCGUUGACCUAAUUACUA
This is a messenger RNA of Prunus dulcis (almond), 1536 nucleotides long. Its product is annotated as putative F-box protein At1g65770. Gene Ontology annotation, molecular function: protein binding. The record is from RefSeq and is a predicted model, not a curated record. The coding region runs from base 75 to 1283 and encodes 402 amino acids. Lineage: Eukaryota; Viridiplantae; Streptophyta; Magnoliopsida; Rosales; Rosaceae. The transcript is spliced from 2 exons.